AUGGCUUUGAUAUACGCAAAUGCCGUUAACAAGAGGAUGAACCAAACUUCUCGAAAAAAGAAAUCAUCGUCCUGCCCGUUUCACGAAGAAGUUGUCGAAGUUCAAUUGUCCCGAAGUUCAAGUCGCGAAAUCAGUGUCUCCAGAAAAACGUUCGUUUCUCUUUUUUUUUUUCAAACUCUCAUUCUCAGGCUCCGAUUACUUAUAACUUGCUUUUUUUGCAAAGCCGGUCGUAAAAUCAUUUUUACCUUUCUUCCGCCGUGUAAAUCCCUUAACCUUUGCUUUCUACAACUGAAACCAUUGUUAACCGGUUCAUAGUGAAAAACAUUUUUUUUUGUGAAUAGGAUGUCUGAGCGGUUUGAUCGGAGAUGUCACACGUCAAUCAUUGGGAACCUUUUGCAAGGUUUCAAGUUACUGAAAGCAAAAAACCAAAAACCAUAGAAGUUCGUGCCUUGAAGUUAAAGUUAAUUUAUGUAGUUUAGUCUUAAGCAGUGGAGAAAUGUGGAGAAAUUUUAGGAGCAUCCCAAUAGUUCAACAUGUACUCUUUGAUUUAUAAAUUACCUUUUUUGAUUGAUUAUAAAAUAUGAAACUUGUUGGAUACCGUAGUUCAAAGUUUAUAAAAACAAUGAAUUUGAAGGAAAAUGAGUUUUUCUCCUUUUUCUGAAACCUUUUUCACCUAAUCCAAACGGCUGAUUGUUUUCCAUGCCGGAAAGCGUUCUUUCGUCAGCCCAAAAACACUCAAAAAAGUAUUGCAGCUCUGCGAUCACCACUACGAGCACAAAGACGAGCGACGGAAAGCACAGACCCGUGCAGCGGAGCAAAACAAGGUUGCUCCACCGGCUCUAAUGACAUUGCAGUCUAAUUAAGCUGUGGGGAUUUGUAUCUGAAGAAAGUCGUCGACGAAGAAUCGCUUCGCAAGAUCUCACACCCAGCCAUGUCACAUUCAGCCGCCACGCAGGGCUCACCGGGCGAUAAGAAAACCGAGGCCAAACGGUUGCACGACAAGAAAACGCUGAUACAGGUGAAUGCUCUCAAAAUAGCCGUCUUGCGAUGAUUUUCAAAAAACGGUCGUUUACCUCGGAAAGCCCUGAUAUGGCUUGAUAUCAAUCGUUUUGAGUUUACAACUUUUUCGAACGAGACAUUAAUUUGAAAGUAUCUCUCGAUUCUUCACCUGAGUGAUUCAUCUCUCUAGGGAGAUGAAAUCAUUUGGAAGUCUAGAAUUCUCUGGAAAAAAAACAUGGAAGCAAACAAAAACACCAGAUAACGAAUGUCUAAGCUCCACCCUGUGCAGUUACUUUCGCUCAAAAAAUUUGAAGAUGUUUCAUUAUUUUAAGGAACUUUUUUGAGCUUCAUGAAAACAUUUCCGUUUUCCAAGCAGUAACUCAGAAAAAAUCCAGUUUGUUUUUUGGAAGUUUUCAUGCUCUUUCUAAUUGUGUUGACUCAAAAAAACGGCAAAAAAGCGAUUUUUUUGAGAAAACAAAGGUCUAUUUUUUGUUGCUUCCGCGUAUAAUGAGCAACAUCCUUGAUCCAAUUAAUAAGCAGCGUCUCGGAACAUAAAACCAGUCAUAAAAAGACGGAACCACUUUCCUGAAAGAUGAUGUCACAGCCGGAGAAUUGCAGAAGUACAACCUUGAACACGGAGUAACUGAAAACAAAAGGUCGGAACUCGAAAGACGCAGAAGCGUCAGCCUGGAUCCUGAGCAGUGGCAGCAGGAAACACAAGAAAAGUCGGUUUUUUUUAGGAAUUCUCUUUUUUUUUGUGAAGCCUUGUAAUAAUCCAGAACUAGUGAGUUUUAUCAAAAUUUUGUUGUUCAUUCAAAACAAAUUAAUAUCAAACUGAAACGGAAAUUUACUCUGAUUGACGUUCAUUGAACAUUAUCAUGUGUUUUUGACAGAAAUAUUUUAUAGUUUGAAGCUAGAAACAUCCGAUAUUUCGCUUGAGAAUUUUUCAUUUUUUCGAGAGCUGUGAACAAAUGCCUCAAAUUCAAACGGAUGGCUGCCAAUUGUUCAGUUUCAGUUGGUCAGAAAAAAGGAAGGAGACCAGAAAAUCAGGCUGAUGUGUGCCAAUUUUGAGAGAAGCGUGGGAAAAUUGGAAUCUUUUGGAAGGUUUGAAAUGGAAAAAAAACCGUUGAAAAUGAAACAAGUUUUCAAGCGUCAUGUAUCUUGUACAUAUACAUAUACUUCCCUUGUUAUUUUUCUGAUAUAUUCGCUCUUUCAAUUUUUGAAAAAAAAAUAAUAAGGUAAUUUCUCUGAAUGUUUGAAAACAACGGUUAGCUUUUUGAUUAUUCGGUUCGUUUGAAGAAUUUUAGAACACUUUACUCAAACUUUUCAGAACAUUUUCGGAAUGUCUGUGAAACGAAUAGCACCAAUAAGCUUUCCCAUGCUUCUCGAACAGUGGCAGCUCUUUGAUCUUCAGAAGAUAAAAUUUUUUUGUCAAAUCAUGUCGUUUAUUCUAUUUUUGGAUUGAAUGUCGAAGGUAGCUGAUGCGUUGGUCUUUGUACGGUCACCUCUGGCCAAUCUCUCACUGAUAAGGCCAGCCGAAAAAUGUUUUCCAAGUUGGCAAAAUUAGGAGCAAAGUUUUGCAGGAAAGAGACGGAAGACGGUGCCUUCACACGAAUGAAGCGCAAGUUCAGCAAAUGGAGACUCACCGGAUCGUAA
Molecule: messenger RNA, 2655 nt
Organism: Caenorhabditis auriculariae
Lineage: Eukaryota; Metazoa; Nematoda; Chromadorea; Rhabditida; Rhabditidae
Source: the annotation of a GenBank genome assembly